CCGAAGCCAGGCAAACACUCAUCUCUCCGUGGCUUUGUGCAUCUAGGUCUGGCAAGGCAACUCCUCUCUCUAUCUCCCUGCAAAAAGUGAGUGAACUAGCACAGAGGGACUUACAGAAGGCUGGAUUUCAGCUGUGGGACAUUUCAGCAGGUCCAAUAAUGGCCUGGAUCAGCAAUUCCUCCUGGUUUAACCACCUUGUUCUGCAGGAACAUUUCAGGAGGUACUUAAACAGCACUGAGGAUUAUUUAGCCUUCCUAUGUGGGCCCAAACGCAGCCAUCUGUUCUUGCCCAUGGCUCUGGUGUACUCUGUGAUCUUUGUUGUUGGGGUGAUUGGUAACUUCCUAGUUUGCCUGGUGAUCCUUAAGCACCGGAACAUGAAGACCCCAACCAACUAUUACCUCUUCAGCCUCGCCGUGUCAGACCUGCUUGUACUACUUUUUGGGAUGCCACUGGAAGUCUACGAGAUGUGGAGCAACUACCCCUUCUUGUUCGGUCCCAUUGGCUGCUAUUUCAAGACAGCUCUCUUUGAAACGGUGUGCUUUGCCUCCAUCCUCAGCGUGACCACAGUCAGCGUGGAGAGAUACUUUGCCAUCCUCCAUCCCUUCCGUGCCAAGCUGGAAAGCACUCGCAAGCGUGCCCUGAGGACCAUCGUGGUGCUUUGGGUCCUCUCCGUCCUAUUUGCCCUCCCCAACAUGGGCACCCAUGGUAUCAUGCUGCAAUAUUUCCCCAAUGGCACCAUGGUCCCUGGCUCUGCCACCUGCACUGUGGUUGCGCCCAUGUGGAUCUACAACUGGAUUGUCCAGAUUACUUCCUUCCUCUUCUAUGUGCUGCCUAUGGGGGUCAUAAGUGUGCUGUACUAUCUGAUGGGGCUAAGACUGAAAGGAGACAGAUCUUUGGAAGCAGAGGAAAUGUCCGUGAAUGUUCAGAGGCCAUCCAGAAAAUCAGUCACCAAGAUGUUGUUUGUCCUUGUGAUGGUUUUUGCUGUCUGCUGGGCUCCAUUCCAUAUAGAUCGCCUCUUCUUCAGCUUUGUUGUGGAAUGGACUGAGCCUCUGGCUAAUAUAUUCAAUUUAAUUCAUGUCGUAUCAGGUGUUUUCUUCUACCUGAGCUCUGCUGUGAACCCCAUCAUCUACAACCUGCUGUCCCAGCGCUUCAGGAUGGCAUUCCUCAGUGUCAUCUCCCCUGGCUGCAAGCGCUGGGCCCCAAAGCAAGCUGCCAGCAAGACUCCUGCCCAGCAGAGCAUCUUCAUGGUUGAAGAUCACAAUCUCGUGGACUCUGCAGAAGACACAAGUGUGCCUGGCACCAACAGGACAUCUGUCAGCAGUUCUCAGCUCUCUACUGGUCUGUGAUUUGCCAUGGUGUGAUACAUCUAAGGGAGGGAAGCUGAAGAAAACGACUGCAGGAAAGAGAAAGGGAAGAUAGCCUCCUUGCAGACUGAUUUCAGCAAGAAGAGCUCACAGACUGUCUUCUUGAGUGAAUGAAUGAGGAGGCUGUCAAUAGUGGGUUAUUAAUCAUAGAAACAUAGAAUGGUUUGGGUUGGAAGGGACAUAUUUUAUUGCCCUCAGGCUAAUGGGAGGGCUGGAAAUCUCUGCUUUGUGGCUGCAAAUUCUGCAGCAAAGACUUACUCUGCCAAACUACACAAUCCCAAUGCUACCAGCAAAAGAGAGACACAGCUUAUCCAAAUCUUACACAAUAGCAUUUUUGUGCAUAAGCCUGAAGGUCAGCUCUUACUCAGCCUAAACUGGGGCAACUUUCUGGGGAAGCCUCACCUGCCCUCUUCUGGCUUAAGGAAGCAGCUCUCAUUUAUCUCUCCUGUGGCUUUGAGAUGCAGCUGUUGUAAGCAUAUAUGAACGAGCCCUGGGCUGGGCUGAUAAGCAUCAGGCCCCACCAUCCAGAAACUGCUAUUUCUGGGCCAAAGGAGAGAGGAACCAAAAAUCACGUAAAGCAAACUUUUGCUUUCUGGGAUAAGUAAAUAUUGUGUGUGUGAAUGAUUCCUCAAAUUGCUUUGCCAAAAACUACCCUAAUGUGGGUUACUUCUAAAAAGUCUAGAAGUUGCUGCUAGAGUUGUACCUCUUCACACCACGGUUGGCAGUAGUCACACAGUGCUGAAAUAGUACGUGCAUGCCACAAAUCUGUCUGCAUGACCUGUGAAAUGACCACUCCUGGAAGGCAAGGAUGUUCCUUUGUCUGAAAUGGUAAUACUACAAGGGUACCUCAAAGGUCUGCAGCCUUCGCAGGUUAGUUCUGUGCAUCAGACAGUUUUAUUUCUGUCCAUCUAACUGAGUAGAGUCUGACUGUGUACAGGUGGGUUAUGAUUGGACCCUGCUAUGCCCUAUGCCCAGCUGUUUGCAGCAGCUUCUUAUCCUUGCUUAAAUUUCUGUUCCUUAUUUAUGUGUUGUCUCUGCCGGAGAAGCCCUGUGGCUGUGCUUCAGCAAACCUUACACGUGCCUAUAGUGGACUGCAGAGGUCAGAGAUCUAUGAAGGCUCAGCAGCCACCAGGGAACAGCCUGAAAAGCACAAAAAUAGGGCAGAGCUGCAGGGUCAUUAAAGUUGAUAUAAAGGCAAUAAUAAAAGGAGUACUUUGCAGUGAUUUUGCAUCUACUGAAUUCAGGUUUUGCAACAAAGCACAAUGUAAGGUCUAGGAAACUCUUCUGCACCCCAAUAAUGCAAAAAGAUCCUGAAGGCAGCACACUUCCAUCCAAGUUGAUGACUUCACAAGCUCUGCUGGAUGCGAGGUGAGGACCAAAGGAGUUGUGGGGGAAAGAGGCCAUGGUGAAUCUUUCACAUGAGAAAGAAUUUUAUAAAGUGCUGUGUCUCAAGUUUCAAAGCACAUUUUCUGUGUUUCAGAGAAAUGCCUCUCUUAUGAAUCAUGGCACAGGGAUGAGUUUAGCCAGCAUGACAGGCUCAGGCUUGGCUUGGCAAAUUAUUCUCUGUGUUGCUAUAAUGGGGCUGGGACUUCCAUAAAGAGUCAUCACAAUGGAUAAGGAUAUCAGCUUCUGAAAGAUGGCAUACUAUGUGCAUCACCAAAGCUCAUUCCAGUCUGAUCACUGGGGAUCAAGAUGACGUUAGCCCCCAUAUGAGGAAUGGGUUAUACCCCUGCUACAGUGAACUCUUGCCUUAUUUCCCCAAAAGUCUUUCAUUUUGCUUAUGCCUGCUGGUAGCAAUGGGACCUGGGGAUUACACUGCAGCUGGUGACUCCCAUUUUCCUGCAGCUCGAGGGGGAAUUUUGGUCCAUGUUUCCUAACAGAUCCAUUUUACCAGCUGUGGUUUUGAGAAGCAGCCAAAGAGAAGGUAACAGACAUGCACGAGGCCCUGGAGAGAAAAGACAAUUCCAGCUCCCAGAAGACACAGCUGAAAUACUUUGUCACCCCCAAGUGGACACUCAAGCACUUCCCAGCUGUAGCCAGCUUUCCAUUAUCAUUUUUCCCCUUACCAGUCAGUAAAUUAAGUCUGUUUUCCUACUCCCAUUGAGGGGCUGGGAUUUCCUCCCUCACCCUAUAAAGCACCUGUGUACCACCCUAACUGAUCCCAGUGCAUCCCCUGAGCUUCAUGCCUGUGAUAGGAUGUCUUCUGCACUGUCCUAGACCUCAAACCAGUGAAUAGAGUGUAGCUCAACAUACUCACAUCCAUCAUAUGACAGAGACACUCCUCUGCAAGGUUUUGUGGCUUUUUGAAUGCGUCUCAUUCAUUUAGGACCAGAGAGUGUCUUGAGUUCUCCUCCCUUCAUAGAAGAUCACAACCUUGGCUACAAAGCUCAAGGAUGUCAAAUGCAUCUCUUACUUGUGAGCACACAGCCCUGCAGGUGAGAUGGGAAGCUGUAGGAUGAAGAUCUUGUGUGGUCUUACAAAAAGUGGCCACAUUUGUUCCUAAGGAGAACAAAUAUCUUUGGGAGAGGUGGGAGUGAUGGGGAUAAAAGGUGUGUGUGAAGAGGGAGAUUUUUCAAAGAGAAGAACUGAGAAUCAAAUGGCCAGGAACUCACCUUCAGUUUUAAACAAGAUAUCUUCUUUUUGGCUUAAAAGCAGCUUUUAGCACAUUAAGUUUGACGUCACUCAGAAGAAGUCAUGCUUGUAACCAAAAAGUAUUGAGCUUUUUUGACCAAAAAACAAAAGUAAAGAUUAUUAAAGAUUAUUUAGCCUUGCAUCAGUCCAAGUAUUCUUUGAAAACACCACUGAAGGUCAAUGCUGAAAGUAUGCUAAGUUUUGUUAAAAAACACUAUAAAUGCAGUGAUAAAAUGUGGGCUGGUUUGAGGAUGAACGUCCCAAAUUCUUCUUCUAAGACAGCACAACUUAAUGCCCAGCUCGAUCCCAAGUGAGGGUUCCUAAAGGAAAGUCUAUGCAUUUUGUCCCUAAGAAAUGUUCAGUGUCCACUGGCAGCUUUUCUUCCCAAGAGUUCGGUGCCUGAGUGUUAUUUAUCACUCUGCUCUGUUAUUUACCCUAGCUUAGAAGCUGGACACAAACGUGAAAAUACAGGGAAGAUGGAUAGACAUGUCAUGAAAGCCCACGAUACUCCUUUAUUUGUACAUUUAGCACUUCCACAGCCAAGUGCUGAAAAAUGCUGGUAAAUGGUUGAGAUCAACUCCUGCUGCAAGAAAAAGAGUUACAACUCACUUUUCCCCCAAAUUGUGAUGAAAAUAUAUCUGUUUCAAGUCAAGCAUGACUUCCUAGGCAGAACUACCUAUUGAUUUAUUUCUCUGCCUCUCUUCACCUCUGGGAAAAACAUGAGUGAAUGAGCAGAGGAAUGUGGGGCAAUGCUCCAGCACUGUGAGCAAAGCACGGUUUGCAACGUGUUGUAAGGAAGUGCUUAAAGGACAGAAGAAUUGCCCAUGUUGUAAAGUGAUAACCAAGCCCAGCUCCAAGAUUUAUACUGGAAAAAAAAAAUCUUGACAGCCAAGUGGACAACUCUACUGAGUUUAUAUGAAGAGGUUUUGGAAACUACGGUGUUUUCAAUGUGUAAACUGUGGCUUGUCAGUAAAAUUAAACAUACACUUCAGCUGCAGAAUUGGUUAUGUGCAUCUGUGUGUAAAAUGAAAAUAAACUUACUGACA
Molecule: messenger RNA, 5041 nt
Organism: Coturnix japonica (Japanese quail)
Lineage: Eukaryota; Metazoa; Chordata; Aves; Galliformes; Phasianidae
Gene: NMUR2
Product: neuromedin U receptor 2
Biological process (GO): neuropeptide signaling pathway
Cellular component (GO): plasma membrane
Molecular function (GO): neuromedin U receptor activity
Source: RefSeq, a predicted model, not a curated record